This is a messenger RNA of Megalops cyprinoides (Indo-Pacific tarpon), 2406 nucleotides long. RefSeq names its product HHIP-like 2 (gene hhipl2). The transcript is spliced from 9 exons. The record is from RefSeq and is a predicted model, not a curated record. The coding region runs from base 1 to 2406 and encodes 801 amino acids. NCBI's taxonomy places the organism in Eukaryota, Metazoa, Chordata, Actinopteri, Elopiformes, Megalopidae.
AUGGUGCUGAACCUGCAGGAGGAUUUGCGCGCAACCUGCCCAGUGGACUCCCACCAGGAGCGGCCGGAGGGGGUGAAGGGGGUGAAAUCACUCAGCGAACUCCGCGACAAGAACCGAGGCGAUCGCUUGCUUUUGACGAUCUUCUUGUGCAUUUUUGUGGGAGAUGCUGCACCUCAUCCGCAGUGUUUGGACUUCCAGCCUCCAUUUAAACCUCCACACCACCUGGAAUUCUGUAGGGACUAUGAGCAAUUCGGCUGCUGCGAUCAGAAUACCGACAACCUCAUUGCGGAGAGGUUCUGGGACAUCAUGGACUUUUACGACAUCCGAGGAUACGAACUCUGCGGUGAGCUCGUCAAAGAGAUUUUGUGCCAGGAAUGCUCUCCUUAUGCAGCUCACCUGUUCGAUGCAGAGGACCCACACUCUCCCAUAAGGGUCCUUCCAGGCCUCUGUUCUGACUACUGCUCUGAGUUCCACAGGAAGUGUGGCUCAGUGGUCAAACUCCUGACUGAUGAUCCACAGCUACAGGAGACCUGCGAGAGGGACCGCUCCAAGUUCUGUCACCUACUCAAUCUGGCUGACCAGGACUACUGUUUCCCCAACGUGCUUCGUAGCUCUGCCCUCAACAACAAUCUGGGCUAUGGAUUUCAGGACCCCAAGGGCUGUCUACAGCUUUGCCUGAAGGAGGUGGCCAACGGGUUGCGUAACCCAGUGCUGCUUCUGCAUGCAGGAGAUGACACACAGCGCAUGUUCGUGGCGGAGCAGUUGGGCUUUGUGUGGGUGUACCUGCCCGAUGGCAGCCGCCUGGAGGAGCCCUUCCUCGACCUGAGCGGGGAGGUGCUGACCACGUCCUGGCUCGGGGAUGAGAGGGGCUUCCUGGGAAUGGCUUUCCAUCCGCGUUACCACGACAACGGACGCUUCUUUAUAUAUUACUCCAUCCUGGAGAAGCAGAAGGUGGAGAAGAUCCGGAUCAGUGAGAUGAGUGUGUCUGAGUACGACAUGAAUAAGGCUGACCCUCACACAGAGAGGGUUAUUUUUGAAAUUGAGGAGCCAGCAGCUAAUCACAAUGGAGGGCAGCUGCUGUUUGGUUCAGAUGGUCACCUUUACAUUUUCACUGGGGAUGGAGGAAAAGCAGGAGACCCUUUUGGGAAGUUUGGGAACUCUCAAAACAAGAGUACUCUUCUGGGAAAAGUGCUACGUAUUGAUGUGGAUGGAAGCAGCCUGGAUGGAAAGCCAUACCGAAUUCCAGAGGAUAACCCUUUCGUCUCAGACCGGGCUGCGAGACCAGAGGUGUACGCCUAUGGUGUGAGAAACACGUGGCGAUGCUCGGUGGACCGUGGGGACCCAGUCAGCCAGUACGGCAGGGGCCGGAUUUUCUGUGGGGAUGUGGGCCAGAACCGCUAUGAGGAGAUCAACAUCAUCCAGAGAGGUGGGAACUAUGGCUGGAGAGCUAAGGAGGGGUUUGAGUGCUUCGAUGUCAAAUUAUGUCAAAACUCUUCACUGGGAGACAUUCUUCCGAUUUUUGCAUAUGAUCAUAGCGUGGGGAAGUCUGUGACUGGUGGCUAUGUGUACAGAGGAUGUGAAUGGCCAAAUCUGAACGGUUUAUAUCUUUUCGGAGACUUUAUGAGCGGCCGGCUUAUGGCCUUGCAGGAGGACAGGAGGACUGGAGCCUGGACAGAGAGAAGUGUAUGCAUGGGGAACUCAACCACCUGCUCCUUCCCUGGACUCAUCAACCACCAUCAUAAAUUCAUCAUCUCCUUCGCUGAGGACCAAGCAGGUGAACUGUAUUUUAUGGCUACCUCAUAUCCCAGCACAAUGUCUCCAUUUGGAACCAUCUACAAAUUCAUGGACCCAUCCAGGAGAGCUCCUCCAGGAAAGUGCAGAACCAAACAACUUCCUGUCAAAGUGAUCGGGAAAAGAGUACCAUUUGUGCCCCGAGAAUUGACUGUAUUGGAGUCUGGUGACAAACCUACAAGACCUCCAUUUAAAAAAGUCAAGUUCACCACCAAAGCACCUGUCACAAGGGUGCUCACAACAGAAGGCCUGCCUGUGACUUUGUCAAGAGUGACAGAUGCACAUGGAACUGUGUCAGUGACCUCAGAGCCGGUCAGACACAGGGAUACAGUCACAGCACAGACUUACCCCAAUGCUUCAACUGCAGGACCCCGUCAGCACCGAGUCUUGUCCAGUCCGAAGGAGGAGGCAAACACUAGUGGGAAGAGGUCUUCUGGGAGAAAGGGCAAGAAGACCAAACCCAGGGGAGGAGUUACUAGAAAGAGGCAGAAGAACAGAAAGCAAGCCAAAGGAAACAGAGAACUCUCAGUUCAGGGCGGAAACAGCAGCAACAUAGCACAGGACCAAAACAAUACCCUGAGCAACAAAGGGAAAGACAGGGCUGGGAGACCAUGA